AUGCUAAUCCCAAAACCUUUUGCAUUGUUAGAAAUAGUGACCGAGUAUGAACAAAACCAAGGAGAAAGAUAUGACGUCUAUAAAAAUUUAAGACUUGUAGAAUUGUGUCAAGAAAUUGUGACAAAAUAUGAACAAAACCAAGAAACAAAUUAUGAUAUCAAUAAAAACAUUGUUCACAUCUUAGAUUCUAACAAUGGGGUGCCCAAGGAAAAUAUCCCAAACAUGUUUUAUGAUAUUGAUGCUCCAUUUAUUUUAUCAUGUGACGUAUCAGCAUUAUCCGACAGCAUGUUUAAUUCAAGUUAUUUGGAAUUUGAAGAAAACCAAUUUGCGCCAAUCAUGCCUUUACGUUUUAUUCCUUAUGAUGUUAAUCCUGCUAACAGAAGCGAUCAUAAAAAGAAUGAAAAAUUACCAGAAGUUAUAAAGAUAUAUCUUAACAUCACCCAAGACAAAGCUUCUAAAAUAAUCGGUGAAAUAUGGUCUAAUGAAUCACCAGAAGAACGUUUAAAAUUUAAAAAAAAAGCUAAAGAACUAAAACAUGAACAUACUAUGAAAUAUCUACAACAAAAACCUAAAGGAAAAUAG
Dentiscutata erythropus is the source of this 582-nucleotide messenger RNA. NCBI's taxonomy places the organism in Eukaryota, Fungi, Glomeromycota, Glomeromycetes, Diversisporales, Gigasporaceae. The record is from the annotation of a GenBank genome assembly.